Molecule: messenger RNA, 1668 nt
Organism: Dendronephthya gigantea
Lineage: Eukaryota; Metazoa; Cnidaria; Anthozoa; Malacalcyonacea; Nephtheidae
Exons: 10
Coding region: 230-1417 (395 amino acids)
Source: RefSeq, a predicted model, not a curated record
UUUAACCACCUGCCAAAAUAAUUGCGAAUGAAAAUAAUUACUUCUGAUGUUAUAUCGCGUUGAAUGAACCAUGCCCGCGUUCUUUUUGUUGUGAAAGCUUAAAACUGUAAUGCCAGUCGUCUUGUUUAGUACUUGGUCAUUUGGUUUUCAAAAAAAAAAGACAAGAUCGAAGGAAAGGUUUUGAAGAGGAGUUUAUAAGUUUUGCAGAUCGCUUGUUCUACUCCAGGUCAUGGAAACCAACCAAGUUCCCGGAAAUUCUGCAAAUCCACCCCAAAAGCCAAGACGACUUCCGGAAAUCCCGAAGGAUCAGGAACCGUUUGACAUCACGAAAAUCCCGCCGAAGCCGCCACGACAAAGACCACGUGGUCAGAGAUGCUCCACCCCAGACCUCCAACGUCGAGUCCCCGGUUCCAUUGCUCACAAAAGAUGCAGGUCAGUGGAGUCAAUACGCUUAUCUCCAAAUCCUGAAAAUGAGGAGCGCAGUCCACUGUCCAGCAAAAACGGAAAUCUGAAGCACGCAAAUUCUUCAUUUAAUAGUCCAGCUUUUUUGGACACAACUUCAUGUAAGACAACACGAAAUCCAUCCAGUCCCAGGCUCUCCCUUCCAGCGUAUUGUGGAGAGGGCGCAAUAUUUAUUCGACGCUGUACGAACUGUCAUCAGCGAAUAUUCCCCGAGGAAGAGCGAUUCGUUAUUGCACAAUCGAUGUUAUUUCAUCUUGCUUGCUUCCAGUGUUCCAUAUGUAACAAGACUUGCGACAUCACAGAUUAUUGUUACGUCAUGGAACACGAGAAGUUCUACUGCUUACGUCAUUAUCACGAAAUGGUCGCCGCGGGAAUAGGGAUUGUUGAAGGGGCGAGAACAGUGUACGGUUCAGGCCCUGGAGCCUUUGCGGCUGUCGUUGGCAAACGGCGAAAGCGAAAAGAAACAUUGAAAACUUUGACAGAGUUACAACAUCGUAGGACAAAACUGGCCCAAAUUGCAUUUCAGUUGGAAGAAGCGAUGAAAAUGUCAAAAAACGAGGAACGGGCGUUUCUAUGGAAACAUUGGUUUGACGUCACGUAUGAGAAGAGUAUGAUAGCAAGAGCAGUCGCGGAGUUUGCUUAUCAAUUAAAGGAGGUCGAGCUUUGCAAUGAACAAGAGCAAUUACAGAAAAAACUACGGCGAAUUAGGAGAGAGAAAAAAAAAGGAAAUCAGGAAGACUUGGCGAACGACGAGGAAACAUGUUUACACGACAUUUUAAAUGUGAUAGAAAAACGCGACCUGCUCUUGCUUGAACUUGAGAUAGAACGAAGAAGGGAUGACGAGGAGUCUAGAAAAUUGAAAUCACUAUUCGAAGGCCAUUUAAAGAAAGGAGUGCGUGCGCAGAAUAUCGAGUUAUCAUGUGACAGUCAGAAUGGACAGUGCGUAAUACUGUAGUUGUUAUAGGUUAGUAUAGCGAAGUAUUAUAAGUUGAAAGUCUCAGGUGAGGUGUGUAAUUGGAUCCUGAGGUACACUAUCGGAUUUCGAUGGAUCGUUGUACCAUCAUCUUACGUAGACCACGGUUACAAACUCAAAAUCACUUAAUUCAAAGUGUGUCACGCGUUAUAAACGCACUUUAGUAACCUUAGGGAGUCACAAAAGAUGUAAACAAAACAGAUCACUUUUAGAAUCAGAAUCAUAAAAAAAAU